UCGUGUGUCCUGACAACCGCGCCAUCUACAGAAAUAAAAUGAAUAAAUUUGGUAACACCCGAUACCACUUCUGGUUCACGCUCCGUACGAUUAACAUCUUGGCCAGACUAGACUAGAAACAUGGCAGAUCUCAGCGCCAAGGAAGUCGAAAAGGCAGAAUUCGCCUUCUCCAUUUAUGAUGCCGAUGGCACCAACGUCAUCGACGCCAUUGACCUUGGUAACGUCCUUCGUGCCUUGAAUCUGAAUCCUACAAACGCCACUAUCGAGAAACUUGGAGGAACGAAAAAGAAGGGUGAAAAAUUGAUGAAGCUCGACGAAUUUUUACCAAUCUACAGCCAGUGCAAAAAGGACAAGGAUCAGGGGUGCUACGAGGACUUUGUGGAGUGUUUGAAAUUAUACGACAAACAGGAGAAUGGAACUAUGCUUGGCGCUGAAUUGUCACAUACACUGCUUGCACUUGGUGAAAAACUGUCCGACGCAGAGGUAGAAGAAGUACUGAAGGAUUGUAUGGACCCAGAAGACGAGGAUGGUUUUAUCCCCUAUACCCCGUUCUUGAAGAAGAUGAUGGUGCUAUUGUAAGCAAACAGGAUGUCAAUGUCACAAAGAUCAUCCUUCCAUUCCUUCGUAGAUUAUGCGAUAGAGAAGAGGACUAGUGAAGCAACAACACUUCAAUCAUAACGUUGGUACUCGCCCAUCGGCAGUCUCCAUCUCAAGAAGGGACAUGUUCACCCAUCAUACUCAUCAUAAUUGUUUAUCCCCUAUUAAAAAUAUCUCGUGGCGUGUCUAAGCGCCAUUUCUCAUAUAUUUCGCGCAAAACGAAGUCAAAUAAUUAAUUUAAAAAACGUUUUGUCGCAAUGUUUUGUAAAAUUCUAAUUCCUUCAACAGAAAAAUAAAUAUAAUUAGGAAUAUGAUGCGAAACAUUAAUCAAAAGACGUACAAAGUUAAUUAAUUGUUUUAUUCAAUUGAAUAAAUAUAUAUAUAUAUAAUAUAUAUAAUAUUGUUGUAAUAUAUAUGUAUUUAUAAUAAAAUACGAUAUAUGAUAUUUUAAUACAUGUAUGGCAAAUCUAGGAUACCGAGUAUGAAGAAAUAUUAUAUUGAUAUUAUUUUAUUUCUUGUCGGUUGAUUUAAUAAAUUAUGUCCUUUGUACAAUCUUCAGAGAGGAAUUUGAAAUAUUAUUACUUGCCGAUCUGUAACACAUCUACGUCAUAUGUUUCGACCUGCUUCAAAUGUUGGGAUGAUGUUAUUAACUAAAUAAUGUAAAUAAAAUCAUAGAAACGUUUUGUACAAA
Apis laboriosa (Himalayan honeybee) is the source of this 1288-nucleotide messenger RNA. RefSeq names its product myosin light chain alkali (gene Mlc1). Gene Ontology annotation, cellular component: muscle myosin complex. The transcript has 6 exons. The record is from RefSeq and is a predicted model, not a curated record. NCBI's taxonomy places the organism in Eukaryota, Metazoa, Arthropoda, Insecta, Hymenoptera, Apidae. The coding region runs from base 121 to 579 and encodes 152 amino acids. Gene Ontology annotation, molecular function: calcium ion binding.